AUGUCAGACGUUGCCGUUGUUGGUGUGACACCCAAGCCCACGAUCAGCAAAGAGGAGGAUAGGCGUCUCAAGCUGCAGCAAUGGAAAGAGAGCAAGGCGGCAUUGGAAAAGAAGGUGACCCCUGCAGAGAGAAAGGCUGCACCGGACAGGAAGGCGCAGUUCUUUGAGCGAAGGGAGCGACGGCUCCAAGAGGAGCGAGAGAAACGGGCAUCAAGGUCGGGAAAGGAAAACAACAUGCCACCGGCGGAGGCAAGUAGGAAGGCUGCUGGCUCGGACCAAACACAUAGGCUCUCGUCCACUCCUAGGCCCGGGGCAGCCUCAGACGGCCAAGUAAAGCUCACGGAGACUACGCCAGCUUCCGCUGCGAGGCAGCCUAGGGUAAAGUUCCUCCGCGCUGGUCAAAACAUGUAA
Ectocarpus siliculosus is the source of this 411-nucleotide messenger RNA. The record is from the annotation of a GenBank genome assembly. Lineage: Eukaryota; Phaeophyceae; Ectocarpales; Ectocarpaceae.